GGUGGGGUGGGGGAUUAGAGGGGCUGGAGCAUGUUGGAGAGGAUCUUUACCCUGCACACACGACACACACACAUUCAUCCGAGAUGCCCACGUUUUCCGUCAUGUUUAAAGGAGCUGUCAUCAUAAGCAGGACAUUGAUGGGGCCAUAUGGAGACGAUCGAGCUGUACAUUUGAUACAGUUUUCAGACUGUGGGAAUGGAUUAGGUAUCAAAGUCAUCGGUGGUGUGAAGGAAGUCACCGGAGAGGAGUUUGGUGUUUAUGUGAAGAGGAUAUUACCAGGUAGCCUUGCCUCCGCUGAAGGGCACCUACAGCCUGGAGACCAAAUGUUGGAGGUGAAUGGAGAAAGUUUGAUUGGCGUAACGAGUGAGAGAGCAGUGGAUAUUCUCAGAGCAGCUUCGUCCACAAACCACAUGCGGCUUCUGAUAGCACGAGAUGAGGAAGCUCGAAAAGAAUUUGCCGAACUGAUGGAGAAAUACGGCUCCAGCAGCAGCACCGGUUCCACGAGGAACUCGCCCAUUCAGCACACAGGCAGAUAUUUGGACAGCACAUCGUCAGGGUCCUCGUCCAGAUCCCAAAGUCCUCUGCCGCUCAGUCCAGCUGGGUCUCAGAACGCAUACAGUAACACGGGACAGCUACUUUGCUCGCUUAGUCACCCAGGUGAAGGUGUGAUCCAACUGAUCUCAGUGGUUCGCUCCAGCACUCUGGGUAUCUCAAUCAGCGGAGGCUCCAACAGACCAGACGGCCCAGAGGUGUUCAUACAGGAAGUGAUGUCAGGAGGAGACUGUCAUCGGGAUGGACGUCUCAGAGCAGGAGAUCAGCUCAUCGCCAUAAACAAGGAGGCGCUCAUCGGAGUCACACAUGAAGAAGCCAAAAGCACCAUCAACAGAGUGAAACUCAGCCGUGAGCCAGUGGUGGAAAUCGCCUUCAUCCCAGGGAAAGGUCAUUUCCCUUGCAGUACGUCGUUAGGCAAGGUUCAGAAAGCCGGCGCGAACGGAUACGGCAGGUUAAAAGUGCACGCCACGUCUCCUGAGUUUGUUUUAUCGCAGGUUCGACCGGACGACACGGCACCGUCGUCUUCUCCCGACAUCAGUCCUGCAGACAUCCACGUCUCAGCAGCUCUGACCACACAGAGCAACGGUGCAGCAUCCAAACCCAGAGUAUCUCUGGACCCCCACAUACGCCUGCGAUCAGAGAAACUGGACCUGGCUCUGUCUUACCUCGGACUGGACGUCACGGAGGAUAAGAGGAGAAAAAUCAGAGAGAGUUUGUCCACAGAUCCUCAAGGGACGGUGUCUUAUGGAGAGUUUGUGGAGGCCACGCGUAAUGUGUACCAGGAUAAGCUGGAGGAGGCGGGGCUUGCGCAGGGACCAUUUAUGUUCUCCUAUCACGAGGCAGCGAGUUUGAUGGACACGUCGGCCUUCCACUCACCUACGUGUGAGUCAGAGUGCAGCUACAGCAGUGAGGAGAUGGAACACUGCCAGUCUGACGUCAAGCAACCACAGACACAGAUAAAACAGCUAGAGGGUAUACUGGAGGACACAGAGGACAAUAAAAAAUCUCUAGAGAAGGACCUUCAGAAAAGCACAGAGAAAUCCAAUAGCACUGUGGAGGAGAAUGAGGCGUUGAAGAGGCUUCAGGAGGCUGAAGCUGUUCAGAUGCAGCCUAACAGCGCGGAACAGGACUAUGAGGAAGUCAUCCGGCUUCUGGAGGCUGAAAUCAAAGAUCUGAAGGAGCAACUUGCUGAAAAGAAACAUACGAGUUUGCAGGAAGAUAUUCUGGAAUUGAACAAGAGGCUUUCUAUUAUAGACAAUCAGCUACGAAAGUCAGAACUCAACAGGAAACAUCUGGAAAUCUCCAAUAAAAAGCUGCUGGGUUUUGCUCAUAAUGUUCAUAAAGUCCUCACCGGUGGCAGAUUAUUUACGACGCAGAACGGGUCGUCCCCGGCAACAGACGGUCUGGAAAUCUCAGAUGCCACCCACCAGCUCGUGGCUGAGGCCGGCGAGCUCAUGGAGAGGGUGUGUUCUCUUUGUGCAGAUGAUCACACUUUACCGCAGCUCACUGAGGGAUCUAUCACCGGUCCAGGGUUCGAGUGUGUGGUCGAAGUGAAUCAUCAGCCCCAGACGUCGUUUGCUGGAGUUCACGCUAAAGAGACUCGACGUCUCUAAAAGAGCUCAGACGCACGACCGCAAAUCAGCGCAAGAAGAUGAUAAACACUAAUCAUCUUUUUAUUAUUUUGUAAACUCUGUUCAGUUCUAAAGUGUGUGACGGGUUUAAUCAGACAUCCACAGAGGGUCUCGUUUCCCUGACACGUGAUCAAUCAGUGUCCUUCUGAAAAGUGCUGUAAUAUUUAAGAGAUGUUACACUCUGAUCUGUUAUUGUGUUUUCAAUGUUACUGGUUUCUCUCUCUCUCUCUCUCUCUGAAACACACACAAACACACACAUACUGUAUAUUACAGUACGUACACAGUGCAUUACAUAGUAACACGGUAUACACAGUAAUAACAGUCUGUACACAACAACUAUGUUUUUAGAACAAAUCCUCCUAACACUUUACAUUAAGGUUCCCUUAACAAUCAAUUAUUAUUUGUUGCGUUAAUUAAUACGAACAAAGUACAACAAUAAAAUAUUUGAUCAAUUUAUUAAGAGAUUUUAACAUUAACACAAUUCCUUUUAAUGCAUCCAACAUCAUUUUUUUGACCAUGUGUCUUCAAAGCCCUGAUAUUUAAUAAAGCUUCAAGCUCUCAGCCGAGUUGAGAAUCGUACCCACAACAUUGCUGGUGUUUUAGCCACAGCCGUGUUACAUGUACCAGUGCAUUAUUCAACUAAAAUAUAAUACUAUAGUUAUAGAUCCCAUCAGCGCCAUCGUCUUCAUGUGAUUCCACACUGUAACUGCUUUACGUUAAUUGAUCACGCUUGUGAAAGUCACCAUUAAGAAACAAAAGAAGUUCAGCAUCAGCAACGAAAAACAGCCUAGUGGUUAAGGUGUCGGACUACUAAUUGAAUCCCAGGUCUAUAAACCUGGGCCCCUGAGCAAGGCCCUUAACCCUCAAUUGCUCAGUUGUAUAAAAUGUAAGUCGCUCUGAAUGAGGGCUCCUUUCAAUUGCAGUCAAUGUAAACAAUGUUUUUUUUUUUACUUAAAUCUGACUGAAUACAUAUUUUUUUCAGUAUUUUCAUGAAUACACCAAAAAAAAAUAAUGCUAAUAAAUUAAGUUAAUGUGUUAAUUACCAUGUUUGUUUUUUAAAGUGAACGAAACGUUUGCUUGACAUGUUUAUUUAAUUGACUAACAAUAAGUAUAUAAAUUAGCAAAAAUGUCAUUAGAUCAUUACAUGCUGGCCAAUCGUAGUGAGCUGAUGAGAGUAGCUAGAGCUGAUUCUGUUCCACAGCCCUGUGAUGCAGCAGGAGCAGCAGGUUGAAAUGGUUGAAUUUACAUGUUCAUUUGAUUUAUUAUUUCAAAAGAAAGAAAAAUUAAUAAACUAAUACAGUUGUUAAUGACUUUGUUAAUGUAACUGAUGAUGUAUUAAUGCUAAAGUUUGCAGUUGGUUUCAUUCAUUCAUUUUCUACCGCUUAUCCGAACUACCUCGGGUCACGGGGAGCCUGUGCCUAUCUCAGGCAUCAUCGAGCAUCAAGGCAGGAUACACCCUGGACGGAGUGCCAACCCAUCGCAGGGCACACACACACACACACACACUCAUUCACUCAUGCAAUCACACACUAUGGACAAUUUUCCCAGAGAUGCCAAUCAACCUACCAUGCAUGUCUUUGGACCGGGGGAGGAAACCGGAGUACCCGGAGGAAACCCCCGAGGCACGGGGAGAACAUGCAAACUCCACACACACAAGGCGGAGGCGGGAAUCGAAUCCCCAACCCUGGAGGUGUGAGGCGAACGUGCUAACCACUAAGCCACCGUGCCCCCCUGCAGUUGGGAUGAACGUGUUAAUUUAUAACGUUCAUUAAGGGAACAUUAGAGUAAAGAAAAAACACAAUACUACAAGACAACUUGUGGUGUUUGUCAGUGUGACUGUAGCUACACAAUGGGUCAGAUUGCUAACAAACACCAAAUCAACAAUGUGUUUCAUAUUUAACACCUUUAAACAACACCUGGUUCACGUGUGCAGUACACAGUGUGUGUGUGGUUGUGUUUAAAAGACGAUUUGCUUUAAAAAUGCUAAUAAUCAUGCAAUGUAUCUACCUGUAUUUUUGCUGGUUUUACUGUUUUUAUUAAAGAAAGUAUAAAACUUUGAAA
This is a messenger RNA of Tachysurus vachellii, 4244 nucleotides long. RefSeq names its product syntaxin-binding protein 4. The record is from RefSeq and is a predicted model, not a curated record. The transcript has 22 exons. The coding region runs from base 84 to 2165 and encodes 693 amino acids. Gene Ontology annotation, molecular function: protein binding. Lineage: Eukaryota; Metazoa; Chordata; Actinopteri; Siluriformes; Bagridae.